GAGAGCUGGGGAGCCCCAGUCUGGCCGGAGUUGGCUGGAGCUGUUGCCAUGACAAGCAUUUUCUUAAGACAGCUCUGCUGUUGAGCCCGUGCUAGGCUGGGGGUGGGGUGGGGGCACGAACUUCUUGGGGGACCAUCCCUCCGAAGACGGCGAGGUCAGACACCCGCCCAGCUCCCUGCACCGGUUUUCUUCCAGGAAGGUCUUUCGCGUGGAAGGGCUGGGGAAGAAGACCCAGCCCACUCCCCCAGCUGUAGCUCAAAGCCGGCAUCACUGGGUGGUUUGCUUCACCGGGGAGAGCAGUGGGUGGUCACCCCACCCUACUCGGUCCAUGGAAACGCGGAGGAAGAGUCCCGCUUGAAGACACCUGAAUCUUUGCUAGAAAGAGAGAGACCUAGCUGUCACUGUUAUCCAGGGAGCCCUCCUCUUUCUCCUGAUGACGUUGCUCUACCUUCGCAGUUGCUGGUUGUUGCUAAGGUUGCCUCCAUGGUAACAUGCUUAUCCUGUUUACACUUCUGUAUGGACAAGUAGUCUAAGCUAGGAACCUACCUACUCUGGAUGACUAUUUCCAUCGCCACAUAGAGGACAUCAAUCAGCGUGACGCCAAGUCCGUCUUCUACUAAGUUCCCCCAACCUCUUCCUCCUCUCACUAGUAGACUUGAUACAGAAGAAAAGAUCUAGGCUUGGUGUUGCUACUCUGAAGCUUAUUGCACAAGAUAUUGUCAAUUUAUCCCCUAACUGGGCCCCCAGAGAAGAAAGACGUAAGAAGAAACAGGGAAGAGAAGGCAAGAGACACAGAUUAGUUGGAGGGAAACUCUACAUCUUCUCUGCUUGAGAGUCUGGUAACCGCAGGCAAAAUGACGAGCUCAUCAGCACAUACCUUGCCGGGCAACUCAAUAGCUGAAGACUAUGAAGGGGAGUUUGGCUGCACGUUAAUGGACCUGAGAAAGCUCAUGGAGCUUCGUUCGACUGAUGCAGUCACCCAGAUCAAUGCCCACUAUGGAGAUGUACAGAAUAUCUGCGAGAGACUGAAAACCUCCCCUGUAAAAGGUUUAUCUGGAAACCUUACAGAUCUGGAGAAGCGUAGACUUGUUUUUGGACAGAAUGUGAUACCUCCAAAAAAGCCCAAGACUUUCUUAGAAUUAGUGUGGGAAGCCCUGCAGGAUGUCACGCUCAUCAUCCUGGAGAUUGCAGCCAUCAUCUCCCUGGUCCUGUCCUUCUAUCGACCCCCUGGCGGAGACAAUGAAAUCUGUGGUCAGACUGCAAGUAGCCCCGAUGAAGAGGAGGAAGGAGAAACUGGCUGGAUUGAGGGGGCAGCCAUCCUUACCUCGGUGAUCAUUGUGGUGUUAGUGACAGCCUUCAAUGACUGGAGCAAAGAGAAGCAGUUCCGGGGCCUGCAGAGUCGCAUUGAACUGGAGCAAAAGUUCUGCAUUAUCCGGAAUGGUCAGCUCAUCCAGCUGCCAGUGGCUGAGAUUGUGGUGGGAGAUAUUGCCCAGAUCAAAUACGGUGACCUGCUCCCUGCAGACGGAAUCCUAAUCCAGGGGAACGACCUGAAGAUUGAUGAGAGCUCGCUGACGGGAGAAUCCGAUCAUGUCAAGAAGUCUCUGGACAAAGACCCCAUGUUGCUCUCAGGGACUCACGUGAUGGAAGGUUCUGGCCGGAUGGUAGUGACUGCUGUGGGGAUCAACUCUCAGACCGGAAUCAUCUUCACCCUCUUAGGGGCCAGUGAGGAAGAUGAGGAGGAAAAGAAGAAGAAAAGUAAAAAACAAGGAGUCUCAGAAAAUCGCAACAAAGCAAAGACCCAAGAUGGAGUGGCCUUGGAAAUCCAGCCACUCAACAGCCAGGAGGGUAUCGACAGUGAGGAAAAGGAGAAGAAAGUAAGCAAGAUGCCCAAGAAGGAAAAGUCAGUGCUGCAGGGCAAGCUGACGCGCCUGGCUGUGCAGAUCGGGAAGGCGGGUCUGAUCAUGUCCGCCCUCACGGUUGUCAUCUUGAUUCUCUACUUCGUGGUUGAAAACUUCGUGAUACAGCGCAGAUCAUGGCUGCCUGAGUGUACUCCCGUCUACAUCCAGUAUUUUGUCAAGUUCUUCAUCAUUGGUGUCACGGUGUUGGUAGUGGCUGUGCCAGAGGGGCUGCCACUGGCUGUCACCAUCUCACUGGCCUACUCUGUAAAGAAAAUGAUGAAGGACAACAACUUGGUGCGGCACUUGGAUGCCUGUGAGACGAUGGGCAACGCCACGGCCAUUUGCUCUGAUAAGACAGGAACAUUGACCAUGAACCGCAUGACAGUGGUGCAGGCUUACAUCGGGGGCACUCACUACCGCCAGAUCCCAAGCCCUGACGUCUUCCCGCCCAAGGUUCUGGACCUCAUAGUCAAUGGCAUUUCCAUUAACAGUGCUUAUACUUCUAAGAUUCUGCCUCCAGAAAAGGAGGGAGGCCUCCCUCGCCAGGUAGGCAACAAGACAGAGUGUGCCCUGCUGGGCUUUGUCACAGAUCUGAAGCAGGAUUACCAAGCAGUUCGAAACGAAGUGCCCGAGGAGAAACUCUUCAAAGUGUACACCUUCAACUCAGUGCGGAAGUCCAUGAGCACCGUCAUCAGGAAGCCUGAAGGGGGGUUCCGCAUGUUCAGCAAGGGCGCCUCUGAGAUAAUGCUGCGCAGGUGUAAUCAAAUCCUGGACAAGGGAGGAGAAAGCAUACAAUUCAAAAAUAAGGACCGAGAUGAUAUGGUACACAAUGUCAUUGAGCCCAUGGCCAGUGAAGGACUCCGGACUAUCUGCAUAGCUUACCGGGAUUUUGAUGACACAGAACCCAUAUGGGACAAUGAAAAUGAAGUCCUUACUGAGCUGACCUGCAUUGCAGUGGUGGGCAUUGAGGACCCUGUGCGCCCAGAGGUACCUAACGCAAUUGCCAAGUGCAAACGGGCCGGCAUUACUGUCAGAAUGGUGACAGGCGACAACGUCAACACAGCGCGAGCCAUCGCCACCAAAUGUGGCAUUCUGACCCCUGGAGAUGACUUCCUGUGCUUAGAAGGUAAAGAGUUCAACAGGCUCAUCCGCAACGAGAAGGGCGAGGUGGAACAAGAGAAGCUGGACAAGAUCUGGCCCAAGCUUCGGGUGUUGGCACGAUCUUCUCCCACGGACAAGCACACGCUGGUGAAAGGUAUCAUUGACAGCACUGUUGGGGAUCAGCGACAGGUGGUGGCUGUCACCGGUGACGGGACAAAUGAUGGACCUGCCCUGAAGAAAGCAGAUGUUGGCUUCGCCAUGGGUAUCGCAGGCACAGAUGUGGCUAAGGAGGCGUCAGACAUCAUCCUGACCGAUGACAACUUCACCAGCAUUGUGAAGGCGGUGAUGUGGGGACGGAACGUGUACGACAGCAUUUCCAAGUUCCUGCAGUUCCAGCUCACCGUCAAUGUGGUGGCUGUGAUCGUGGCUUUCACUGGAGCCUGUAUCACUCAGGAUUCUCCACUGAAAGCAGUGCAGAUGUUGUGGGUUAACCUAAUCAUGGACACGUUUGCUUCGCUGGCCCUGGCCACGGAACCCCCUACCGAUUCUCUGUUGAAGCGUCGCCCCUAUGGGCGAAACAAGCCUCUGAUCUCACGGACUAUGAUGAAGAACAUCUUGGGCCACGCGGUGUAUCAGCUCACAGUCGUCUUUGUCCUUGUCUUUGCCGGCGAGAGAAUGUUUGACAUUGACAGCGGAAGGAAGGCACCUCUCCACUCACCACCCAGCCAGCACUACACCAUUGUUUUCAACACCUUCGUACUGAUGCAACUCUUCAACGAAAUCAACUCCCGGAAGAUACAUGGCGAGAAGAAUGUCUUUGCAGGCAUCUACCACAACGUCAUUUUCUGCUCUGUAGUUUUAGGCACGUUCUUCUGCCAGAUUUUAAUCGUGGAAUUUGGGGGGAAGCCCUUCAGCUGUACACGCCUCAACCUGGAGCAGUGGUUAUGGUGUCUCUUCAUAGGGAUUGGAGAACUUCUGUGGGGCCAGAUCAUCUCUGCAAUACCUACCCAGUCUCUGAAGUUCCUAAAGGAGGCUGGGCAUGGCUCUGCCAAGGAGGAGAUCACCAAGGAUGCUGAGGGAAUGGAUGAGAUUGAUCUUGCUGAGAUGGAGCUGCGCAGAGGCCAGAUCCUCUGGUUCCGUGGCCUGAACCGGAUUCAGACUCAGAUUGAAGUAAUUAACACAUUCCAGACGGGAGCCUCUUUUAAGGGAGUCCUGAAGCGACCGACCAUGAACCAACAGCUUGAUGCCAAGCUGGUUCCUAGCUCCUACUCUAUCAAAGUGAUCAAAGUGUUCCAUAAUUUCCAAGGAGUCAUCCAUAAAUCCAGGAACCAACAAUCCAUCCACAGCUUCAUGAACCACCCUGAAUACAUAGACGAAUUUCCGAAGUCAUCCCAUGAUGAUGAAGAUGAAGAUUCUGGAUUGGGUCCUAAAUCGGGGACUGGGGUGCUCCUGUUGGAUGGUGAGGCCACUCCAUAUAGCAACAAAAACAACAAUGCCGUGGAUUGCAGCCAAGUGCAAAUCGUCGCCUCCCAUUCUGACAGCCCUCUGCAAAGCCUGGAGACAUCAGUUUGAACUUCCAUUCUCUGACUCCCGUCCCUGCUUCCCCUGUUUCUUUUAUCAUCUAUCCCAUCUAUAAGGUGACGAUGGGACUUGUCACUGUUAUGUCAGCUGCUCCUAAGUGUGUGAGAACCCCUACCUGGCCGUGAAGAAACCCGAGCACAGACCUGCAAGGACUCGGUCAAACCCUGGGCAGGUAAUGGCACAUCUGUCUACUUCUCAAGUGUAUCAGUUGUCAUCUUUAAGGAGAUGCUCCUGGUAUCACCCAACCCAAGGUCUCCACAGGGUUCCCGCAGGUCACCGCCUCCCGACUUGCAGAAUUUAUGAGUUUCUGCCAUUGACAAGCUAAGUUGUAGGCCCAGGGAGAGACAAAUACCCUGUGUUUGUGUUUCAGUAGACUGAUUAUUCUUAGACCAUUUCUUACUAUUUUGAAAUGUCUACCCUGAGGCCUCUAGCCCUUCCUGCUCUUCAGUCUGCCCUCUCCAAGGUUCUUUGCUUCUUAUGUGGUCUUAUCAUUCUUCCUCUUCCUCCUUUUUUUUUCCCCUGAGUUGUGGUAAUUAAGAGAAUGGAAAGGACAUGGACAAGUUGAGUCAACUUUGGCCCCUUCUGGCCCCGGUAAAACCUUUCAUUUUGGUCUAGAGGCAGGCAGAUUUCUUUGCUAAAAUGGUCUUUUGGGAGCAAAUGAGCUAGUGAACUAUUUCUUUUCACCAGCUCAGCUCCAACCUCUGAAUGUCCGUCCGUCUUCUUGAGUGGGUUGGGGUUUUUAAGUGCCAGGGAAAUCAGCCAUGACCGUGAAGCUUUCAUAUGUAUAAUAUAUAGUUUUUACCACAGGCUUGAGCUUCCUCCUUGCCUAUGGUGGUAACAAAAGAAUGAAUGGGGCGUGACCCUGCCUCCUAGCUGGAUGAGGAAUUUCAGGACCAAUAUGGGGCAGGCAUAGGACCACAAAUCACUGAAGCAGACUAUUUUCAAGGGUAUUUGCCAAGGCUCUCCCAGGGCAGGAGCUGAUGGUUGGGGGGAAUGAGUAUUAAGAAGCCUUGGGAGGGGCUAAAGAACCAAUCCGUCGGCAUCUGAGGAACCUCCCCCCCAGGCUAGGUGACUGAGUACCAGCUUGAUGUUCUCUUCACUUUUCUAAAUCUAUGCUCUGUUGUGUCCCACAUUUUCCACCUCUAAGGAGGUCCCCAACUUUUACAAAUAUUUCAAUGUUGAAAAUACACACCGGAAAGAGGAGGCUCCCUGACAGUGUUCUGAUUCAAGGAGCAAAAGGCCCUCCCUGGAAGGUUCCCUGCCUCCUCUCUCCUCCCUUCACACAAGCUCUCCCAGCCCUCAGCAGUGUCUCCACUGCUGCCCAGGAAAGCCCGUGCCUUCUCCCCCCACCCCACCAACACUGCCCAAUGCAUCCUCUGCCCACCUGCCUCUCAGGAGUUGGGAACUUCACUGAAAGGGACUUCGCCUUACUGGGACAAGGUGGAGGCACGUUCCCCGGUGCUCCAUUUGUACCCCUGCUAUGCUGAUCUAAGCAUUUUUGUGCAGGUGGACCAAAUUGAUGUCCCCAAGUCCCAUCUCCCAUUAGUUCAGUGAAGCCUGCCUCCCACUUUCUAGGGUGAUGGAAAUAAGGAGGAUGCAUAAGGCUCAUGAGAACUGCCAGGUUUCCACUUGGGAGAGAAAGACAAGAUGAACUUGUCCACUCCUAGCCUUUCUUCUAGAGAUCCUCCUCCUACCCAAGCUGCCAAGAUAGGAUGAGUGAAGAAACAAUCACCAUUCCACCACACCCAUUACAUCGCAAUCCAUCAUUAUAGGAAAUAGCAAGAAAGCUUUGAUUUGGGUUUUGCAAAGCUUACACACUUGAGCAAUCUUUCCUCAUGGCGAAAAAACAGCUCACUGGAGUUUUUAAUUAUUCACACACACACACACACACACACACACACACACACACACACACACACACACACACACAUUUAAAUACAUUCGAAGAUUGAUUCUGUCAUCUCCUUUAUUACCUCAGAUCAUUUUUAAAAGCAAGCCAAUAACAAGCUUCGAAGGCCAUUUACCAUCCUUGCUCCCAAGAGACUUAUUGUGGUGCCUGGAAGGUCACUCUUGAGGGCUUUAUGUCUACUUUUUCAAAGUCAAUAGUUUGUGUGUGUGGUGUGUGUGUGUGUCUGUGUAUGUGUAUGUGUGUG
Onychomys torridus (southern grasshopper mouse) is the source of this 6733-nucleotide messenger RNA. RefSeq names its product ATPase plasma membrane Ca2+ transporting 4 (gene Atp2b4). NCBI's taxonomy places the organism in Eukaryota, Metazoa, Chordata, Mammalia, Rodentia, Cricetidae. Bases 855 to 4571 code for a protein of 1238 amino acids. The record is from RefSeq and is a predicted model, not a curated record. Gene Ontology annotation, biological process: calcium ion transmembrane transport; regulation of cytosolic calcium ion concentration. The transcript has 22 exons. Gene Ontology annotation, cellular component: membrane; intracellular membrane-bounded organelle. Gene Ontology annotation, molecular function: PDZ domain binding; P-type calcium transporter activity; ATP hydrolysis activity.